GAACGCAUCAGUAUUGCGGGGGGAAAGAAACAAUCAUGGCGGACGCGGUGUCUGAGAGUGAUCUGCAGGCUGUGAAGCCGCCGCCAAAACGCCGGCGCAUCCUGGACCCUUCAGCUAUCGUCCCGGUGCCCGUUUACUCCAACAAGGUCAGCAGCAGUCUGCAGCUGAAGCCGAUGGCGGCAGUGUUCACUGAAAAGGAAAACGCAGACGACGGGGCAGACGAGAGUUUGUGGUCGCGGUUUUCAUCUCGAGGACCGACGGCAUCGUCAGCCCCCGCCGUCAUCACCUUCAGUGAUUCUGAUGACGACGAAGCAGAAGAUGUGGAGAACAAACCAGAACGCCUGGAGAAGAGAACAGAACCAGAAGCCAUUCGCAGCCCGUCUCCUCCUCCUCCAGAGAGUCCGGUCCAGAAACAGUCCAGACAGGUCAAACAGAAGAUCAGGUGAGUCUGGAGUCUUUGCUCAGCUGCAGCUCACUCUUCUGGACUAAAU
Molecule: messenger RNA, 491 nt
Organism: Micropterus dolomieu (smallmouth bass)
Lineage: Eukaryota; Metazoa; Chordata; Actinopteri; Centrarchiformes; Centrarchidae
Product: NFATC2-interacting protein-like
Exons: 5
Coding region: 36-446 (136 amino acids)
Source: RefSeq, a predicted model, not a curated record